This is a messenger RNA of Penicillium manginii, 1308 nucleotides long. RefSeq lists its product as uncharacterized. The coding region runs from base 1 to 1308 and encodes 435 amino acids. Gene Ontology annotation, cellular component: cytoplasm. Gene Ontology annotation, biological process: N-acetylneuraminate catabolic process; D-glucosamine catabolic process; carbohydrate metabolic process. Lineage: Eukaryota; Fungi; Ascomycota; Eurotiomycetes; Eurotiales; Aspergillaceae. The transcript has 5 exons. The record is from RefSeq and is a predicted model, not a curated record. Gene Ontology annotation, molecular function: glucosamine-6-phosphate deaminase activity; identical protein binding.
AUGCAACUUCUUCAUCACCGAUGGCACCUUUCAUGCCAGCAUGACAUCCAGGCUCCGCUCUAUCUGGAGACUUACCCUAACCUCCCAGGUCUAUCUGCCAAUCAGAAUCUCAGUUUCUUCUUCUUGACCACUGCGUCAUUCCCCAUUCUUUCUCUUGUUGGCCACAUGCCCACAUGGCCCCAUUACAACAAUGACAUUUGCGGAGGCCAUUCUUCCUACUUAGACCUGCGUGUUAUCAUUCGCGAAGACCCCCAAGAGGUGUCGGUGUAUAUCGCCGACUAUAUCGUCAGCCGCAUCAAGGCUUUCAAUCCCACCGAAUCUAAUCCCUUCGUCCUGGGUCUUCCUACCGGCAGCAGCCCCGAGAUAAUCUACAAGAUCCUCGUGCAGCGCCACCGCGCAGGCGAGAUCUCUUUCAAGAAUGUCGUAACCUUCAACAUGGAUGAAUACGUGGGCCUCCCUCGCGACCACCCCGAGUCCUACCACAGCUUCAUGUACAAGCACUUCUUCUCGCACGUCGACAUCCCCCCGCAGAACAUCCACAUCCUCAACGGCAACGCGACAGACCUAUCCGCCGAAUGCGCCGCUUUCGACGCCAGCAUCGCCCGCUUCGGCGGCAUCGAGCUAUUCCUCGGCGGCGUCGGACCAGACGGCCACAUCGCCUUCAAUGAGCCAGGCUCAUCUCUCGCCAGUCGCACGCGUGUCAAGACCCUAGCCUACGAUACUAUCCUCGCCAACUCACGCUUCUUCGACAACGAUGUCAAUAAAGUCCCCCGCAUGGCCAUGACAGUCGGCAUCCAGACCAUCAUGGACGCCCGCGAAGUCGUCAUCGUCGCAACAGGCGCCCACAAAGCCUUCGCCGUACAGAAGGGCCUGGAAGACGGUGUGAAUCACAUGUGGACUCUCUCCGCGCUCCAGCUUCACCCCCACCCGUUGGUCGUCUGUGAUCGCGAUGCCACGCUGGAACUGAAGGUCAAGACUGUGCGCUACUUUGAAUCAAUCGAGUCGGCCGGUACGGAUGCGCGCACCCAGGGUCCGGCGCUGGUGUAUCGUCCUCGCACUUAUGUGCCUGCGCCCAUUGUCACUAAGAAGACGUCGUCGCGCCAGCAGCCUACGCCCGACCGCACACCUGUCAAGGUCCCCAAGGACCUGCGCAUUAAUACGGAGCUGCACACUGCCAUGGAAGACGAUGAGCUUACGCCCGACAGCAUGUCUUCGCGAAUGGUCGACUCGGCUAUUGGCGGGCUUGACGGGGCGCUGAAGAAUGACUUGAUUUUUGACCGGAUGGGUGCGAGGAUGACUGCUCAGUGA